Molecule: messenger RNA, 5095 nt
Organism: Engraulis encrasicolus (European anchovy)
Lineage: Eukaryota; Metazoa; Chordata; Actinopteri; Clupeiformes; Engraulidae
Product: adenosine receptor A1-like
Exons: 3
Coding region: 537-1637 (366 amino acids)
Biological process (GO): G protein-coupled adenosine receptor signaling pathway
Cellular component (GO): dendrite; plasma membrane; synapse
Molecular function (GO): G protein-coupled adenosine receptor activity
Source: RefSeq, a predicted model, not a curated record
UGUUUUUUGAUUAUGUGCUCUUUAGGGGUGUGCAUGGGGUGUGCAUCUCAGCAAAGGCAUCAGUGUCUUCCCACACAAACUGUGAACCCUGACCUUAAGUCCAGAACGCUCCCUUUAGGAAGUGCUAGGGAAUUAAACCUUCAGUCUUCAUCUACUACGUCUCUCAUGUUUGUCCAUUUUCUCUUCAAUUUCACUCGGUUUCCUCUCUUUACUUUCGUCUGCUUCUGAUUCAACUCAUUCUGUAUCUGCCUCUUCGAUUGUGUUUGAGUCUGUGUCUUAGUCUGCAUCGGCAUCUCCUAUCUCUUGCCAUUCUGUCUCUAUCCUCUCUCUCUUGUAUCUCUGGGUCUUCUCUCGUUCUUCAGUCUGCUUCUACACUCAUCUCUCCUUCUGUCUGUCCCAUCGUUUGAGUUUGUGUCUCUGUAUGUCUGUCCGUCUGUCUGUUGACUCCCCAGUCUGUCUGUCUGUCUGUUCACCCCCGACCCCCCCACCACCACCUCCGUUUGUCCGUCUUUCGAUUUCUCUCCAUCUCUGAGGUGAUGGGAUGGAUGGUGUACAUGUCCCUAGAGGUGGUGGUGGCCGUGGCCUGUUGCCUGGGCAAUGUGCUGGUGGUGUGGGCCGUACGCUCACGCCGGUCCCUACGGCAACCCACCUUCUGCUUCGUGGUGUCCCUGGCAGCGGCCGACUUCCUGGUCGGGGCAGUGGCCGUGCCUCUGGCCGUGCUGGUGGACGGGUGGGUGCAGACGGACUUCCACGUCUGCCUGGCGGUCAGCUGCUUGGUCCUGGUACUGACACAAGCUUCGGUGUUAUCCCUACUGGCUAUAGCAGUGGACCGAUACCUGCGUGUACGCAUUCCUCUCAGGUAUAAGAGCGUGGCCACUCAACGUCGGUCCUGGGCCGCGGUGGCGCUGUGCUGGCUCGUGUCCUGCCUGCUGGGUUUCCCGCCGCUCUUCGGCUGGCACAACGGAAGCGCCAGUGCCAACGCCAUGGCAAUUGCUAGUGCCCGUGCCAGUGCCAACGCCCUCUACCCCUCCCCCACCUCCUCGUCCACCAGCUCGUCCAACUCCUCAGUCAUCGAGUGCACCUUCCUGGCCGUGGUGUCUCUGCCCUACAUGGUCUACUUCAACUACUUUGGCUGCAUUCUGCUACCCCUGCUGGUCAUGACCCUGCUCUACGCUCUGGUCUUCCACAAUCUGCGCGUGCGCCUCCAGAGAGAGUCCACCUCCUCCAUCACCACCAAUUCCUCCUCCUCUGUCUUCCACUCCUACCCAGAGCCGGGCUCCAAGGCCUUCUAUAGGCGGGAGAGGCGGCUGGCCAGCUCCCUGGCCCUGGUGCUAGUGCUGUUUGCAGUGUGUUGGAUGCCUCUGCACGUCAUGAACUGCGUUUUGUUGUUCUCCGGGAGACCGGGCGCCGUAUCACAGGGGGCCUUUUAUGCCGGUAUCCUGCUGUCACACGCUAACUCAGCUGUGAACCCUGUGGUGUACGCGCUGCGCAUACGCAAGAUCCGUGAGGCCUAUGCCGAGAUCCUGAAGAGGUACUUCCUGUGCCGCCAUGACAGGCAGCGGAGGCGGAACUCUGACGUGUGGCAGGCAGGGUUGCCGGGGAUACAUAGCAGCCAUGAGUCUGCAAGCAGGUUGUAAUAAAGGAGGACGGUGGGUAUUUUUUUACAGGACUUCAUCAGAGAUUUUGAAGUCAGAUUGGUGUAUAUAAAGAGUGUGGGCCAGUGGUCUCCAAAUGGCUCCCCAUGGGCCAGAUCCGGCCUGGACAUGGCAAACAUUUGGCCCGCCAUGAGGAUGGAACAAAUGAAAACAUGUAUGUAUGCGAUCUGUGUCCAUCUGGUCAAGAGAUUUGUAUGGCCCUCAGCCUCAUUUGUGCAACAUAAUUUGACCAAUCUCCCGGUUUUAUGCAGCCUUCAAAAGGUUCCAAACCAACCGCUUAUUUCCAUAGAGUAUUAUAGAGAGUAUUAUCGAGAGGACUUGAUAAAAUAACCGCUUUUGCUUGUUUUAAAAGAACUACAGGGGUUAGACAAAACAAUGGAAACACCUGUCAUUUUAAUGUGGGACGUUUCAUGGCUCAAGUGGACCAGCCUGUUGGCCAAUCUUCAUUCAUUGCACAUUGCACCAGUAAGGUGAAGUGUGAAGGUUCAAUUAGUAGGGUAAGACCACAGUUUUGCUCAACAUUUUGCAAUGCAGAACAUUAUGGGUGACAUGUCAGAGUUCAAAAAAGAGAAAUUCUUGGUGAGCGUGUAACUGUUGCAUCUUUGACCGAGACAGCCAGUCUUUGUGAUGUAAGAGGCACAGUAUCCAAGGUAAUGUCUGCAUACCGUUAAAAAGGAUGAACCACAUCCAACAGGAUUAACUGUGGACGCAAGAGGAAGCUGUCUGAAUCCUCUGAAAGGGAUGUUUGGUUGCCAACCCGAACUGUAUCCAAAAAACCAUAAAACCACAGCUUGACCAAAUCACAGUAGAAUUAAAUUGUGGACGCAAGAGGAAGCUGUCUGAAAGAGUUGUUUGGGUGACCGGCCGUGUAUAUUGACCCUGUGGAGCUCUCGAGGCACCAUUCUGGUGGAAACAGGAGAGUUGAGGUAUACAUUUAAUUCUACUCAUAAUGUUGUGUGCAUUGCAAAAUUUUGAGCAAAACUGUGCUCUAACCCUGUUAAUUGAACCUUCACGCUUCACCUUACUGGUGCAAUGUGCAAUUAUUGGUUGGUCGACAGGCUGGUCCACUUGAGCCAUGAAACUUCCCACACUAAAAUGGCAGGUGUUUCCAUUAUUUUGUCCAAUCCCUGCAGAUUUCAAUGGACUGAGGAAUUAUUUGCCCUUCAGUGGCAACUUGUUUUAGGACAAAAUACAGAAGAGCCAACUUUGAAUUACUACACAUAAUCUAGCCAUGCUACCACUAACACAUUGCAGAGAUGGGUUUACUUGGAACCUUUGAAGCUAGUGUAAAACCAUGUUACCCGAGAUCAAUGCAUUUCCCAACUUUUCCCUAUGGCUCUGACUACAGUAUGCCAUUAUCUUUAAGCAAUUUCAAGUCAUUUGUGAAAUGAUUUUCAUUUGUUUUAUUUUGUUUCACAGUCAGUCUACGUACAGUAGUGCUCAAAAUAAUAGCAGUGUCUUUACAAAGAGUGAGUAAGUGUCAAGAUUCUCCAAAUAAAUUCUACUUUCAUGAGAAAAAAGAAAUUGGGGACACUGCACAUUCACUGAAUAUUCUAUUUCAAAGCAACAACAUUGGGAAAAGAAUUCAAUUUUAUAAUAUUUCGCAGAAAGUGAAGAAAUGUAACUUUAAAAAAAUAGCAUAUUUUGUAUAUAGUGUUAAUAUCUGUCUUUCGAAACUCAAAAAUGUACUGUACAAACAAAGAAAUUGAAAAUUCAACUUUGCUGAGCAUCCUUAACUAAUAUUUUGUUGUAUAACCAUGGUAACUGCUUCGCAUCUGUGGUGCAUGGAGUCGUCCAAAGUCUGGCAACAGUCAACACGUAGUGCAGCCCAGGUUAAUUGUACCAGAGAUUCUUUAAGUAUACUACUCUCUCUGAUUGUACUGUAUUCCACAAUUCCUCUGCAUUCCUUGGUUUUAUCUCAUAAACAGCAUUUUUUAUGUCAGCCCACAAUUUUUUUGGGAUGAAGGUCCAGGAAAUGUGCUGGUUACUCUAUUAGUUGGAUGCUGUUUGUCUGGAAAUAUUUGUCUGAAAUAUUUGAAGAAUAUUUUGCUUGCUUGUUGGUGAGUUUGGGGUCAUUGUCUUGUCUUGGGCUUAUUCCAGUAUCCUGAUGUACUCAAACUGAUCCACUGACCUACUUUCAAAAUAUCAAGUUAAACAACAUAAAUACGGUUUGUGUACAAACGUUACUGCUGCCUGCACAAACGAAGCACAAACAAUUCCAACCAUUUUCGAGUCAUUUGGAUGUUGACGGGGUGCUGAGUGACCUACUUUCAAAAUAUUAAAAGUUAAAUAACAUAAAAUCGGUUUGUGCACAAACAUCCAUUUUACCUGCACAAACGUGCACAAACGAUAAACGAUUCCAGUCAUUUUUGAGUCAUUUGGAUUCCAGUGACCUAACCUCUUAAAAGUGAAAUACCUUUAAAACGAUUUGUGCACAAACGUUAAAUUUGCCAGCACAAACGAAGCAAAACGAUUCCAAACAUUUUCGAGUCAUUUGGAUGUUGAUGGGGUGCUGAGUGACCUACUUUCAAAAAAUUAAAAGUUAUAGGGUAACUUCAGCUAAUUUCAACAUGCAGUUGUUAUGCUCACACUACCAUGGACUUGUCAGUUCCUGAGAUUUGUUUUCCCCGAGAUCCUGGUCAUUGUAAUGGGGGGAGGUGUUUGUUUACAUUAAAAAAAAUCUUGAUUUAUUCCCAAAAACAUCCAAAAGGUUAUAUAACAUCAGCAGACAACUAGCAAACAGCGAUACCUUUUGGGAAAAUAUUUGGAGUAGGCCUAUGUUAAGAUGUUUUAAAAAUGUAAGCAAAAGCUGACCCCAUUAGAAUAGCUCAUAUCUCGGAAAGGGCUGAGCCAAAAAAGAACAGCAUCACCGGGUACUGACAAGUCAAGGGUAGUGUGAGCAAUACAACAGCAUAUUGAAAUUGGCAGGAGUGCUCCUUGAAAUAACACAAAAACGGUCUGUGCACAAAUGUUAGUUUUACCUGCACAAACGAAGCACAAACGAUUCCAACCAUUUUCGAGUCAUUUGGAUGUUGACGGGGUGCUGAGUGACCUACUUUCAAAAUAUUAAAAGUUAAAUAACAUAAAAUCGGUUUGUACACAAACAUCCAUUUUACCUGCACAAACGUGCACAAAUGAACCACAAAUGAUUCCAACCAUUUUUGAGUCAUUUGGAUGUUAAUGGGGUGCUGAGUGACCUAAGGUAACCAACCUCUUAAAAUGUAAAUAUCUUCAAGAGGUUUGUGCACACACUCAUUUUACCUGCAUAAUCGUGCACAAACAAUGCACAAUGUACCAAAAUGCUUUUACUCAUAUUUUCAGCAUAGGAUGCCAACUUUACACAGGUUAUUGUGUUCCUGUUUCGUAAUUACUUUGAAUUCCUUUUAAUUUAAUCUACACCACCACCUAGUGUUCGUAUUAUGUCAGAAAUUCAAAGUAAC